AAAGGUGCGUUCGGGUGUGGGGGGAAAACACCAACGUCACUGUUUCCAAACAUUUAGUUGGAAUGUUGUCUCAGUUCAUUCGACUAUCACCUUCACUUGAUCCUAAAGUUUAGAAAAUAUUUUUGUGUGUUGCGUAUCAUAAUCGUGUUACUGCCGAGAUCUCGCCAAGUUGUCAGAAAAACGAACCUUCCGUGAACGCCUGAAGCACUGUUACGGAAGCACGUUACGACACGAAUCUUCACCGACACCGGCCGCCCGACAUCACUUCUCGUCGUCUUUAUCCGAGGGUGAAGUGUGACCACAUCGGGACUGAGGUCAUGGCAUUGAAACUGGUCCAGAGACUCCCAGGAGGGAUUCUCACCGGUUCCAUCUUCCCGGCGGCCCGCCUGGUGUGUGCAGCCUGCAUGUGCGCAUCGGCAAGGCGCUGCAUCCUCACAGGCGGCUGCCGCCGGCUGCGGCUGUCCCGGGGCACCAGUAGCCUGACCGCCAUCGUCCGGGAGCCGUUCUUUGCGGGGUCGCACAGGGACAUGGCACCCCAGUUCCGUCUCACCCAGCGGCAUGGACCUGCUGACGCCGAUCAAGAGGAGAGCGACUUCCGCAGGCGUUUGAACUCCUGCUCGUCUUCGGCCAAGGUUUUCAAGCUGCUGCGCUCCUCUGUGGUGCUAUCGGAGGGCGGGGCCGCCGCCGCCCUCCACCGCGUGGCUGACCUGGAGCGGGAGGAGGGCGAGAGGCCCUGCCUGCGGGACCCCUCGGUGCUGGAGGACGACGCUGUCCGAGCCCUGUGCCUGCAGCUUGAGCGCGACUCGCGCCUUUUGUCCGAUUCCGCUCUGUUGUCUGCGCUUUUGGCGUGCACGCGUCUCUACAUCGACCCCUGGAGCAGCCUGAUGGUGCGUCUGUUGUCGGAGAGCCAAGAGAGGCUGGACGGCGGCGAUCUGAGCGUGGCUCAGCUAUGCGCCCUGGGCCGGGCCACGUUGGCCGUGGAGGGCCCCGGGGGCGCCAUGCUGGCCGAAGUAAUGGCGCAAAUCCAGAAAGCGGGACCCUCGUGUUGGAGCUUAGAUGAACUCGUGGCCGUUUACCAACUCCUGCGAGACGGUGCAGCCGUCGAUGGGAAAUACCGCGACCUCCUGAACGCCAUGCAUUCCCACGCCGUGACGGUGACCCCCUCCAUGGACGAGGCGGCCGUCAGCGGGCUGCUGGGGACUCUGGUGGACCUGGACCAAAGCCAGGCCACGCCGCUUGUAAUCCAGCUGUGCAAACAGGCCGCGCGCCACGUGCCCCGCUUCUCCGACGAGCAACUUGCCGCCGUCCUCGCCGCUCUCAUGCACUUCGGCCACAGCGACCGCUACCUCGUGGAAGCGCUGGAGCGCCGAGUGUCCGCCACGGCCUUCACGUGCCACCCGGAGACGCUCACAAAGGCCGUGCAGUUCUUUGGGCGCAGAAACAUCCUGUCGCCGGCCGUGCUGGACGUCGUGGCCGAGAGCUUCGUGUACCGAGCGGACGGCUACGGCACGGGGCAGGUGGCGCGGCAAAUGGCGCCGUUCGGAAAGCUGGCCUACCUGCCGCCCAACGCCGGCGAGCUCUUCCGGAAAGUGGAGGGUGUCCUACGCACACGUUUCUCGCAGUUCCAGCCUCGAACACUGCUGGGCCUGCUGCACUCGUGCAUCCUGGUGGAGAGGUUCCCCGUCAACUUUGUCUCCAAGGUGUUCAGCAGCUUCUUCCUCCAGCAGCUGCAAGAGGAAGGGAACGGGAUGGACCGUUUUGUCCUGGCGCAGCUAACUCAACUCUACAUGACGGUCAAAUUGGAGUGUCCCUUCUAUGAGGGUCCCCGGCUGCUCCCCAAGUACCGCGUCAAGUCCUUUCUGAUGCCGGGACGCUCCCUGGAGACGGCGGUGGAGCCGCAACUGUACAACUCGGUCAAGUCGGGCCUGGUGGAGCUGCUUGGCGCUCGCUCCUACUUUGCCUCUAAAGUCUUGACUCCUUACUGCUACACGCUGGAUGUGGAGAUCAAGCUGGAUGAGGAAGGAUACGUGCUGCCUGCGAGCCAUCAGGACGUCUUCAAAAGGAUCGCGCUAUGCAUCGACGGCCAGCGGAGGUUCAGCACCAACAGCCGACGGCUCCUCGGCAGCGAGAGCAUCAAACAGCGUCACCUCAGGCUGCUGGGAUACCAAGUGGUUCAGAUCCCCUUCUAUGAAUUUGAGCAACUGCGCAGCAAGGCCAGCGUCAGCAAUUACCUCCAUCAGAAAAUCUUUCCCCAUAGCUACAGACUCAGCUGGUGAUGAUGAUGUGGUUGGGGG
Hippocampus zosterae (dwarf seahorse) is the source of this 2294-nucleotide messenger RNA. It is a transcript of the gene fastkd3, whose product is annotated as FAST kinase domains 3. Gene Ontology annotation, cellular component: ribonucleoprotein granule; mitochondrial matrix. Gene Ontology annotation, molecular function: RNA binding. Bases 318 to 2276 code for a protein of 652 amino acids. The transcript has 9 exons. The record is from RefSeq and is a predicted model, not a curated record. Gene Ontology annotation, biological process: regulation of mitochondrial mRNA stability; mitochondrial RNA processing. NCBI's taxonomy places the organism in Eukaryota, Metazoa, Chordata, Actinopteri, Syngnathiformes, Syngnathidae.